UCCCUGUCGUAGAGCUGGCAUGUGCUUUCUUUACUUGCUCGUGUUCUUUCGUUCCGAUUUGGCAGUUUUGCAGUUUUUCCCCAUCUAUCAUUCCGUUAGAUACGGUUUCGUGAAACUCUCUGCGGAGACGACUACUGAAUUCAAUCACAAAAUCGACUGCAAACACACCUGAACAUCCGUCUAUUUACAUAAUUUUUUUCUUGGAAAUUAUCAUCAUUCAUCGUUCGAAGUUGGUGGUCGCCAUUUCAUUAAACAUUGGAACGCACAUUGCAACGGAUUGUGCAUGUCUAUCGAGAGUUGAUUCAAGUUGUUUAAACGCUUGUAUACGCGGAUCGGAGUGAUGUGACAGAAGUUUUUUUUAUGGUGCGUUUGAUUUUUUUUUUGUUUUCCUAUUUUCGUGUGUUCUAACCGCACUGUCGUUGAUUUUCGCUGGUGAGAGUGUCGUGCCCCUUUCUCGGGCAAUCUCGUUUAUGGUGUCUUCGUUCGUUGAAGAGUGUGAUGUGUGAUUACUUUACUUUGAUUGCUCUUAGUGGUACUGAACAUUUAGUCCGACUUCGAUUCCGUAAAUUCGGUGGCCCGCAUCGUGUGUAGUUUGAUAUCUUGUGAGUGACAAUUUCCCUUCCCGUGUUUCGUAUAAGUGUCACACCCCCUUGAAUGCUUGCAUGGUCAGCAGAUAAAUAAUAAAAGCAAAAAUAAUAAUAACAAGGCGGUGUAGCAGUGUUGGUCAAUCGCCAACACCACCAAAACCCACCAGUAGUCGGGAGUCGCUUUAACCUUUCUGACAUUGAAACUGCGAGCUGUGGGUUCACUUCUCUGUGCGAAUCGGUUGUGGCAAGUUCGGUAAAAAUUGAGUGUUGCUCUGUGCGGGGAACCAAGGUUGGCGCUACCUGUAGUAGGGACUCCAAUCGGAAAAAAAUCCUAGGUAGUGCGUGGUCAAACCGGAGUAUCACCAAUCAAAACUCGAAUGGUGUUGUGAAGCCAACCAAUUCUAGAUUGUGCAUUUUUUUUCUGUGUUACGACACCCUUUCUUCGGGGGUUUCUAUUCUUCCUUUUUUUUCCUGCCCACGUCCGAAUUCCGGCUAAACCAGCGAUCGAGGAGCCUCUUGGGCGAGGGCUAGGGCCAAGAGGAAGAAGAUAAGUCAGUUGAAAAGGAUGGCCAAAGACGAGGAAGAUGAUCUGCUGCCGGAUAAGGAUGCGGCCAAGGGGUUCUAUGCCAAGUACGAGCCCAAGGAAAUUCUCGGAAGAGGCAUCAGUUCCACGGUGCGACGAUGCAUCGAGAAGGAAACGGGCAAGGAGUUUGCGGCCAAAAUCAUCGACCUCGGAGCAGCGGAAUCCGGGGACUCGAAUCACAUGCUCGAAGCAACCCGGCAGGAGAUCCAAAUCCUCCGGCAGGUUAUGGGCCACAAAUUCAUCAUCGAGCUGCAGGAUGUGUUCGAGUCGGAUGCCUUCAUCUUUCUGGUGUUCGAACUUUGCCGGCAGGGUGAGCUGUUCGAUUAUCUGACAUCGGUAGUGACACUGUCCGAGAAAAAGUCACGUUAUAUUAUGAGGCAAAUCUUCGAGGGUGUAGACUACAUCCAUUCGAAAAACAUCGUGCACCGUGACUUGAAGCCGGAGAACAUCCUGCUGGACGACAGUUUGAACGUUAAGAUUACCGAUUUUGGUUUCGCCCGGAAGCUCAAGGAAGGCGAAAAGUUGUACGAUCUCUGCGGCACCCCCGGUUACUUAGCCCCGGAAACGCUGAAAUGCAACAUGUUUGACGAUGCACCGGGUUAUUCCAAGGAAGUUGACAUUUGGGCCUGUGGUGUCAUUAUGUUCACACUGUUAGUCGGUUGUCCCCCGUUCUGGCAUCGGAAGCAGAUGGUCAUGUUGCGGAACAUCAUGGAAGGCAAAUACAGCUUCACCUCCCCGGAGUGGGCUGACAUAUCCGAGGACCCGAAGGAUCUGAUCCGCAAGUGUUUGGUGGUGGAUCCGUCCAAGCGCAUCACCGUGACCGAGGCCUUGAAGCACCCGUUCUUCAAUACAGUACUUUUCGAGCAAAAUAUCGGCGUGCUGAAACGCAGCCUAUCGGUCAAAUCGAGACGUUUCAGUCACAUUGCCACCCUGGCACUGAACGUGACGGAUAAAUUACGUAAACAAAGUCAGUUUAACGCUAGAAAAAAGUUUCAAUUCGCUAUAUUGUGUGUUAGAGCAAUGGUUAGAAUAAAGAGGCUACGGUACACGCCGGAACCGCUGCGGGCCGAAGACGCCCUCCGGGAUCCCUACCGCAUCAAGGUGCUGCGAAAGGUCAUCGACGGUUGCGCAUUCCGCGUCUACGGCCACUGGGUCAAGAAGGGCGAGGGCCAGAAUCGGGCCGCCCUGUUCGAGAACACACCCCGCUGCGAGGUCUACAACAUGUACAUCAACAGUUUGAACCGAUAAAAUGAAGACGACUAGUAUAUCGGAAAAGGUAGCAUCACCAUCACCAGCGCUUUUGGAAGUCGAAAGUAAUCGGAAGCAAACAGUUGUGGAAGCCGGCCGAACCGUUCAGUACGAUAAGCCGGGUAUCUUAUAGUUUUGAUUAUUUUUUUCGUGUUUUUUUCUGGUCAGUCUAGCCCUGAAACGGUGGCUGAUUCAAAUUUUUCGAAACGGAUUUGAAUGAGGAUUGUUGGAUGGAACCCGUUCGAUAAACUAUGAUUGAAGAACGAGGUCUUUCCAAAAUUCGGUAUGACUGAGAUGUGAUUUGUGAAAAUUCUGAAUGUGAAAAGAGUUAUUCGACGAAAUGCAGGAAAAAUUGGGAGUGGUUCGGUCGAAAGCAAAAAUAAUGAAGCUGAGCUUAUCAUUCUUGAUCCACUAUUUAGCACGUAACAGUUGAAUAGUUUCGAUAAGAAAUUCAAGUUAAAUGUACAUGUUUUAUAUGUUUUGUAUGCUAAUAAUAAUUUAUUUCGCUACCAUAUAGCUUUCUUCUCUCUUUUAUCCACAAUCUACUGUCUGACGCUAGUGUGCUAGCGAGCUAGCAUCUUCAUAUCAGUCCUGUGACAUCUGUUUCCCAAAGCAAUUGAAAAAAAAAUCUGUUAAAAAACAUUCGUAUCGCUAGUUUUGCGUAGCAGCAAAUCAAUUUCGAUAACGAUUUCUUCUCUUAUCUUUAGCUGAAUUGUCGUCGUUUUUCCAACAAUGGUAACCAAAAUUUCCUCUCUUGUCUAACUAGCUGUAAGAACUGCGUUCAAAUAUCAGUAACGAGCCUAAGGGCGGACAGAUAACAUUAAGAAAUAAGUUUAGGAAUAUAAAUAAAUAAUAGACAUACAAUAAACAUCCGUUUACUAGCCAAACAAUUUUAUUAUUUUUUCGGAUAUAUACUAUAUGUUUCAGUUGAUAAAAGAAAAUAGGAACAUUAAGAAAUCUAUGAACUAUAUUAAAAAAAAAAGAAACUCAGAAAACUAUUAGGCUAAAGAGAAUCGUCGCGUGCUAUGAACACUGAACCGUGUGGUUAAAAUAUUUAUGAUCAAGAUAAAGCAGGUGAGGUUAUUGAAUUUGCAAAAAGUUGAACUAAUUACACCACAAUCAAUGUUGAAAGAGAAAAACACACAGAUUUCCUGUAGGCAAAGUGAAAUGAUACAUUGAGAAGCUAGCAAAACAUAACUAUAGAGAUUAUUGACAAAAAAAAAAUGAUCCUACAUUGACACCCAUCUACCUGGAGCUAUAUAGGGAAAAAAUGCUUGCAAUAAAACA
This is a messenger RNA of Uranotaenia lowii, 3705 nucleotides long. Its product is annotated as phosphorylase b kinase gamma catalytic chain, skeletal muscle/heart isoform-like. Gene Ontology annotation, cellular component: phosphorylase kinase complex. Bases 1153 to 2418 code for a protein of 421 amino acids. The transcript is spliced from 11 exons. The record is from RefSeq and is a predicted model, not a curated record. Lineage: Eukaryota; Metazoa; Arthropoda; Insecta; Diptera; Culicidae. Gene Ontology annotation, biological process: glycogen biosynthetic process; protein phosphorylation. Gene Ontology annotation, molecular function: phosphorylase kinase activity; calmodulin binding; ATP binding.